Heterotrigona itama is the source of this 11601-nucleotide messenger RNA. The record is from the annotation of a GenBank genome assembly. Lineage: Eukaryota; Metazoa; Arthropoda; Insecta; Hymenoptera; Apidae.
AUGUUAUGUAUGUUCGUCGAUUCGGUAAAUAUUAAUAGCGUAAUUGAUGUUAACUUUAUAUUUUCUCUAUUAAUCUCUAUAAUUUGACAAAAAUCGUGAUCAAAUUAUAACCUAGUAAUGCUCAUUGGCCUCACUUUUUGUUUAUGCACUAUGUUUUCGUUUCUGUUUUGUUUCGACUUGUCAGUUUUACAUUUUUAUUUGAUGUUUUUGAUAUUGUACUCAACUUUUGUUUUUUUAAUCAUAUAGAUGUGGUUAAAUUUAAUACAAUUUAUUUAUUUUGAAAUAUUUUUGUGUAAAUAUUUAUAUAAUUUUUUCCAUUUUUGUAAUUUUGUUGCAAUCAUUUGUAUAUAAAUAUCUAUUUUAGACAUAUUAUAAUUUAUCAUUUGUUGACAUAACAAAAUAAACUUGUAUCAAAUAAUCAAUAAUAUCUAAUUUUCAAUAUUUUAUGUAUUUUAAAUUAUUUUUAUUUUCUUGUUUAUAAAUAAUACAUCAAUCUUAUAGUAUAGCAUGUAUAAAUCAGUAAUUUAAUUCUGAAGUUUCAUUAAGAUUUUAUCUUGUAAGUAUUAUAAUUUAAAAUUAAUAGUAAUUAUAAAAAUUAUAAUUUUAGUUACAUUACAGUAAUUUAUAAUUUAAUAAAAUUGAAAUAAAAUAAAUAGUCCUUAAUUUUUUAAAUAUUUGAUGAAUUAACAUAUUUAUUUAGUACAUUCAAAUUACAACUAGUAUAAUAUGUAUAUACAUAUAUACAUAUAUAUAUAAUUUAUAUUUUUUAAUGCAAUUAGAAAAUAUUUAAUUUAAUUAAUAUAUAUUAAUAAUAUAUUAAUAAAAUUAAAAAUUUUUUAUAAAAACUUAAUAUGAAGUAUGCUUGUUAUAUAUGUUAUAUAAUUAUUGAUAAAUAAUUUAUAUUUCCUAAAAUAAAAUGCAUAUUUGAUAAUUUGUUUAUUUUAAUGUGUAAACAUAUGUACCAUAUGUAUGUAUGAAAUAAUUUAUUUUGUUAUGUCAGAAUAGAUAUAUGUUAAAUUUGUUGUAAUGAUAUUUAAAAAUUGUUUAAAUACAAUUAUGUUACAAAAUAAAUGAAAUAAAUUUUCUUUAUCGAUUCUUUUGACUGUGUUUAAUAAAAAUAUAUUAUUUUAUCUUAUAGAAACAAUAAACAUAUUUAUUAGUACUGGAGUGGUUUGGAGUUGUCGGUUUGAAACCGACAGUUAAACAUCUUAUCACCACGUAUUGUAGUGAUACCCUGAGGCGUUUGUAACCUCUCUGGGUAGUUAUGUGAUUUGUGGUUGGUAAGUAUAAAAAUUAUAUUAAAUUCUUUUUUUUGCAUUGUACAGUUUAUUAUAAUUUAAUAAAAUUAAUUUGUGUUAAAUAUUUUCCUUUUUCCUUUUUUCAUUCAAUUAAUAUCAAAACAUAAUAGUAUAUGUUAUUCUUUUAUUAUGGGAAAAUAAAUAUAAAAAUAAUUUUUUAUCAAUUUGUAUUAUUACUAAUGUAUUAUUUUCUUUUUUAAUAAUAAAUAGGUUUAUUAUAAUAUAUAAUAUAUAAUUAUAAUAUAUAAUAGGUUAUAUUUAUAGGUUUAAUUAAUAGGUUUAUAAUUAAUAGGUUUUUAUAAUAAAUUAAAUAAACAAUUUUUUAAAAUUAUAAUAAUAAAUUAAUUUAUAAGAUUUUAAAUGAAUUUGAUGUGUAUAUGUUUGUGUAUUUAUUGUACAUUGUAGUCAUGGCGGCUGAUAGUGAUGGUGAUCUAAUUCAAACAGUCAUAACUUGUGAAGGUAAUCUAGAAGAUCCAGAGUUUCCACACAAAUUUAAAAUCAUUGUUGAUCAUCUUAAAUCUUUGCUUUGCAAAGACAAAGGGGAUGAUUUAAGAGUGAACAAAAUAGAGCCAUGGAAUUCUGUCAGAGUCACAUUUUCAAUACCCAGAGAAGCUGCAUUACGUCUUCGAGAAUUAGCAGCUCAGGGUUCUCCAACACUUACACAACUUGGAAUUCUUUCAGUGCAGGUUGAAGGAGAUCAGGUGAUAUCACUGAGGAUAGCCAAUCGCUUUAGUGGAGAAGCACAGGAAAUUGUAUUACGUUCAGGACCCUCUCAAGACAGUGGUGCCAAAUCUCAAAAUGAACCCACUAGCAAUACAUCUAAUGUGGAUAAUGAAUCUUCAACAGCUUUACCCGGUCCAAGUAAUGCAUCUAGUAUUUCUUCAGCAUUACGUAAUGUGGCUCAACUAAUUGCAGCUGGCACAUCAUCGGAAAAAACACCACAGUUUCGUUCUCCAAAUGUAGUUGCACCUACAGACUGUGAUCCUAUUCCACCUUUCCUUGCAAAAUCUGUACAGUCAGCAUCAAGCAGUAACAAUGUUGGUGCCUCUGGAAAUCAAUCAGUAACCAAUCCCAGUGCUUCACCUAGGAAUAAUUAUAAUGGUCCAUUCCCAUUUGCCAGUAUGACACAUGCUGCCCAAGCGAUACAUAAUCGUGAAUCACAAGCAACAACGAUUAAAAAUGCAAUGCAAUUUAAACAUCAUGUACAGCCACCUCCGCCUUAUCCCGCUCAAGAGAAUUUAACGACAGCAACAACAUUAACUGCUGGUCAUACUACUACUCAAUCAGUUGCAUCGGUUGGUCAGUUAACGAAUCAGUACAAGUCUUCAAUUACCACCACAUCUAGUCUGUCACCAAACAAUAAUAAUCUGGCAGGGAAUUCAAAUGGCAAUGGAAAUCAAGUUGCUUUGUCCAGUCCACUUCUUGUAAAUCUCUUGCAAAAUGAUGCUGCUACACAUCCGAACAAUGUGAUGCCUGGUCAGAAAAUGUUACAGCCAGUUAUUGAUAAUUCUGGACUUACUAAUCGUAUGAGACCCACCAAAAAACCAACAGUUAGAAGAAAAGAUUUAUCUUCACCUACCGAAUCACCACCGAAUUUAGAUUCUCUUAGAACGGAAGAUCUUAUUGGAGGAACGGCAGCCAUUCCUGACUUAUCUCAAUCUUCUACAUCUGCAUUUGCGACUGUUAAUGCUAAUCAGCCUUCAACUAUUCCUCAACAACAUCCAGUUAAUGUAAUUAGUGGUACUGCGCAAAAUAUAGCGCAGCAAGCAAUGCAUCAAGCUUCUGCUAGUGGACAAAUACAGCAAUCUGCAUCGUCAUUGCAUACACAAGUACAAAUACAGCAAAAGUUUCCCAUCAGACAGGAAUUGGCUUACAGACCUUCGCAGGUACAAUUACAGGGUCAACUUUCGAUUAGACAUUCGAUAAACGGACAGCAAAUUCGAACACCUUUACAACAACGGCAGUUAUUACUUCAGCAACAACAGCAACAUCAAGUUCUAUCUCAACAACAGCAACAACUAAAUCAACAACAAAAUAUGAAUACUCCGCAUCUACUUACACAACAGAUUUCAACUCAACAACAAUCUUUGGUACAACCGCAAAAUGUAAAUACAUCAUUACAAUCUAUACCUGUUUCCAGUCAACAACUUUUGCAACAACAACAACAACAGUUGAUGCAACACUCAUCAGUAGGCAUGAAUGUGCCACAACAACGGCUAAGUUACUUAAACAAUCAGCGUCAGCAAACUCCUCCUCCUUAUGUGCGACAACAGGUUCCACCACAGUCCCAUUUAGGACAACAAAAUCAAGUAAUAAAUGUGCAACAACAAUUACAUCAUAAUCAACUCAAAAACAUUAAUGUUAACACUAACGCCACGAUCGAUUUUCGAUAUGGUCAAAGUCAAAAUAUUUUAAGCAGAAAUUAUCAGGCUACAACUAGUAAUGCUAAUGGGACCACGUGGAAUGCACAAAAUAACUCAAUUCCACAAGGUGCUCAGGUCACUACUACUCGUCUGCCAACUACGAAUCAGGUUUCAGGUGCCUUUUCUCAAUGUGGAUCUCAUGCUAAUCAUGUUUCUAAUAGUAAUGUUACUUCACCUGCUACUAAGGUCGAAACUUCCGAAUCUCCUAAGCCUAAAGAAGAGACGCCUGAACCAGAAUAUACAUCGACUGGUAAAAUACGACAGUUUCUUAUUAACCCUUUAACAGGGCAUUUGGAGCCAAUGCCUAGUGAGAGUUCGGAUUCAGAACCAGAGAGUGCAGUUGACAACCAAGAUGAUUUCUUUCCUUUUCCAUCUCCAUCAAAUGAUCGAUCGAAUUCCAUAUUUUCCGACGAUGAUGCAGACAGUAAUUUCUCAAGAAGAAACGACACAACAACAAAUACAGAUCAAUCGGAUUCCGAAACCACAGUGAAAUCUACUGCCAGUGAAGGAAGUUUGAAACAUAGUAGAAUAAAAUCUAAUAGAGAGACCGCACAAAGUCCGAUGCCUGGAGAAAAAAUCAAAUUAAGGCUAAAGUUAGAAAAAUCUGAGCCUGUUACGCCAGCUUAUAAAGUUGAUGUUUCAUUUGUAAACACACCACCGAUUAGAAAAGCCGAUAAAUCGGUAAAUAAAAUGUUUACCACUGGUAUUCCCAACUCAGGGACUGGUGAUGAGCCAAGAGUGCCUCCGUUACAUAUUUCUUUAAGAGGACGUAAUGCUUCGGUAGUACACAUCAGGAAAAAAGAAAGGAAAUCGCUAAAAGAUGGUACUUCAUCCGCAUCCAAAUUACCCUUGUCUAAUUCUACGAUCAUCAAUAGCACUAAUUCUAUUAGCAAAGUGAAUAAUAUACUACAAACAGUUGUAUCAAAACCUAAUGCCUUAAAACAAGAAUUAUCCAUGGAUGUUGUACGCGUGCAAACUGGUGUUACAAAACCGAGUUCAAGUAAAAAUAGUGAUGUCGAUGAUAUACCGUUAAACAGUCGGAUACCAUCCCCUUCAAAACAUAAAACUACUAUUUUGAAUCAACCUCUAAAUACACAACAAUCUUUAACAAAAAGUCAAGUUGAAUUAGAUGUUCAAAAUCAUAUACAAGAGCAUAAAAUAGGAGGAGGAAAAACUAAAAGAAGAGAUUCUAAAAAGAAAUCAGAAUCGGGAGAGGGUUUACAUCGUGAACAAAAUUUGUUGUCUGGUGGCAGAAUCUUGGAUAAUCAAGCAAAAUGGAGGAAACUUAAUUAUAAAGGUGAUUCAAACCAAGCUAUAAGAAAAGCUGAUACGCUUUUGGCCAGCAAUGAUUUCAGUGCUGUUAAGAAAGUAGGAGAAAUCAGAAGAACAAGUGAUAGUGAAAUUACUCGCUCUGUCAUUGAAAAGAAUAAUACUUUAAAUGCUGUUGCUUCACGAUUAACAGAAGUAAAUGGCGUAAAAAAGGAUUUAAUUAGUCAAGAAAAGAGAAGAAGAUUAAGUUUAAUGGAUGAAAAAGAUCUGCAUUUAGGAGAAUCUCAAGAUGCAGAAGUUACACAUUUUAAUAGUCAGAAGACCAUUUCUGAAUGCUCUUCCGCCAGUCCAGUUCCAAAUACAAAUACGAAUAUAAAUACAAAAUCUACUAAUAAUUCACCAUUUGAGAAUGAAAAUUCUGGGUUGGUACCUCCAACUAUACCACAGACUGAUUCAAAUCCAUCUACUAAUAUUGAAAAUAAAGUAUCUACACAUGUAGAAACUGCUGUUAAAAAUACACAGUCAGCUGUAAAUAGGAUUAUUUCUGGAAAAAGUAAAACAGAAACAGAUAAUUGCAAAACAAAUUAUAAUAUUAUAGCAAAAAGCCAAAUUAGUCAAAAAUUAAAACACCAUAUGAUUUCAAAAAAUGAUGCAAAUGCUACCAUUAACAGGUAUAAUAAAGUAGAACAUUUUGGCCAUAAAAAAGUGAUUCAAAAUCAUAUAAAACAACCUGAUCGAUCCAUGGUGGAAACUAAGGUGGAUAACGCGCAAAGAAUUAGUUUACUGAAAACUUCACAAAGUUCAGCAAUAGGAAACUCAGUGGACCAAGUUCCCAGAUCCCAAAGUGUUGAUGUACCUUCCAGCAAGCCAUCUUUACCAAUUGGAGAAAUUAAUGUAACAGAAGCAAAAGUUAAGCAAAAAUUACUUGAGACUACAGUUCCAAUUGCGAUUGGAGUAGAUGCAAGUGUAGAAAGAGUCAGCAGUGGAGGAGGUGGUGAAGAUUCAGGUAUUGAGUCAAUGGAUGCUUUGUCAGAGAAAUCACCGAAUCAAGGGGAAUCUCCUUUGCAUAGACCAGCGACUGAAUCAGUAUCACAAGGCAGUGCAAAAACUGCUGUUCAAGGGGAAUCUUCCCUACCAAUCACCAAUAAGAACGUGCCUUCCUCAACUAGUAGUAGUGAUAUGUGUUCAAAUUCCCAUUCGGAACUUCUAAAGUCCAGUGGCCCGCAAAGGUUAAGUCCUGUAUCUGUAGCAAGUUAUCUUGAAAAUCAUUUAAAUCGCAAUAUAUCAAAUUCCAGUGAACAUGACAUGAAAAAUAUAUCUAGUGAAAACUCAAGUUCAACAACACAAAGAACUGGUGGUCAUAGUGACUUGAUUCCUAGUUUAGAAGUGACUGAUAAAAGUGUAUCCAGCCCUCUAGUGACAGGAUCUGUGACUAUUGUGACUACUUCUGUACCCAAUACUGUGGAUAGUGAUAACUUAUUGCAAUGCGCACAGCAAAAAGCGAAUGACUUUUCUGAAACAGACAAUUCUAGCGUUAAAUUAGAAGCUUCUAUCAACCAGCAUGAUCAGGGUAAGACAAAUAUUAAACAUGAAGUGUCAAGAGCCCCAGAAAGUGCUUCUGAAGACAAUGUAAAAACAGUCAUAGAUGGUAAUAGUGCAAUUAGAUUAAAUGAUGAACCUCAUGGACAAAAUAAUAAUGGUGUGCCUGUAAUACAAAAUCAUGUUGCUUAUAAUAAGGUAAAGACAGAAAAGCUUGAUACUACAGUUACAAAUGAGUCUAAUGUGGUGGUAGAUAAUCCAUGUUCCAUUAGUCAGAGUUUUAGUUCUGAAAUCAAAGUAGAAUCUAAUGUCAAUGAAAAAAUUGAUGACACAAGGAAAAAUGAUCGAUCAGAUAGUACGAAAAGUUCGAAUAUUUCUUUAAGCGCAACACCUGUUAAAUUAGAACAAUGUUCCGAUCAAAACCAAAAAUCUAAUGUACAAAGCCAUCAACAAGUAUCUGUUAGAGAGCCUUCUAUGAAUCUUCAAAAAGUUGCUGAUGAUUUGGUUAAGAAAAUUGUAAAUGAUGCAAGUGAUAUAAAUAUAGGUAUUCAGUCACCUCUUGGUGAAGAUCCUCAGCCAAUUAGAAUUACCCCACCACUGUAUACAUACUCUAAUCCAGUAGUUUUACAAAGGGAUGAGACUCCAAGCCCAGCAGCACAAAAUCCAGAAGUGGAUUCCAGCGAUGUAGAACAUGUGAAAAGGAAACGUAGGAGAAAACAAGAAUUAGAAGGACGACAAGAUGUCAUAUGUAUAGAAGACAGCGAUGAAACACAAUUUGUAGAAAGAUUAACUUCAAAUAAUGCAGAUGACUAUGUUAAAAGACCACCAAAGUCAUUGCUGGAACAACUUCUAAUAGAAAUACCAAAUGACACCAAUGAAAAAAGAUCUUUAAGAACUAGAUCCCAGAAAUUAAACAGUCCUGAUAUUGCAAAGACUCCAAAAAGUAGUCCUCAUGGUCCUAAUAAAUUAGAGGAAAGACGCAGUAUAUCACCAUAUGCUAAAGCAAGUCCUAAAUUGGGAGUAUCUAAAUUAUCUCCUAAUACGACAAUAAAAGUGGGAAAAAGAAAACGCCAAGAAAGUGAAAGUUCUGUAGCAUCUAGUACUGCUGAUGAUCCACAACCAAGACCAGGGAAACGAAAAUGUUCAGAAAACGCUGCAGAACUUAUAAAAGCUUGUAUGGGUGUUGAUGAAGCUGCUUUAAAAAAACAAGUACCUGUUAAAGAAGAACAGCCAAAAAAGGGAUUCAAUAUACUGGCGAAGGCUAAAAAAGGUCCCAUUGUGGUAGAAGUAGAUUCGUCUGAUGAUGAGCCAUUGAUUGAAUCUGUAGGAAAAGCAAGAAUGCGAUUAUCAGACGAAACAUCCGCUGCAUCUCCAAAGUCUAAAGAUCAAAAAACAAAUACAAGCACAACUGUUUCUGGCAGUCAAAUUAAUUCCAGUAAUAUAUCAAAUUUCAAUGCCAGUAAUAGAGUGCAAAGAGAGAGCCGUUUGUUAACCACCAAACAACCGAAUACAACCACGGUAGUUCCCGUUGGAAAGGAAAGGCUACGUGGUACAUCUGUAUCCAAUAAUGAAUCCUUAGGAGAAGUUACAACGAGAAGAUCUGUUCGACAAAACACAGCUUCGCCAUUAGCAACACCAGCAAGCAAUACAAGGGGUGCAUCUAGAUCCACAGAAGAUAUUACUAGACGGAAAACUCGAAGUGGUGCUGACACCUCGUACAGCGGGAACAUUGUUUUAGUAACAGCUGAAGCAACAGAGCAGGCAAAACGGAGGCGAAUAUCCCGAGAAAACAAAUGACCUUCGGGAAGUGACCUUGACAGUGAUUAGCUACCGUCGCUUGUCAAGGCCUGUAUGACUGACUGUGUAUCUCUUAUAAAUGGUUAUGUGAUCGCCGUGUGGCUGGACCCCACCUGGUGAAACUGCAUGCGUCAAUACCGCACAAUGCUGCUGUAUAUAACAGGAGUAUCGUGUUUAGAGUGCUGGAUGGUAUUUAAAUUUUUUGUUGCAAUAGAGAGUUUCAUUAAGUUAAAUGUGUAAGAUUAUGUUUCAUAAUAUUAACGCGAAUAUUUGAAGUAAAUUUAUAAAUAUUAGAGUAUUGUAUUGUUAUGUUUUUAAAUGUUUAAAGUAUUCAUUGCAAAAGCAAAAAAAUAAAAAGCACUUCAAUAUCUUUUAUUACCGUCUAAGCGUUCUCAAUUACACUUUACUCCUAAACAGCAAAGUUUAGUUACUCAGAAUAAUCUGCUCAACGCAUUAUACUUUAAUCUAAGUAACUGAACUGAUCCAAAACUGCCGAGUUAAUGUGCAACUUUCUUUUGCCAAACUUUUAUGAUUCUAUUCUUAAUUCAUUAAAAAAAAAAAUCUAAAUGAAUAGUAUUAUUUAAUAGUAAUUUUGUAAAUUAUGUUACACCAUUGAUAUGUACAAAAUUUGACAUAUUAAAAAUCGGUUAGAUUUUAGAAUACUAAUUGCAAUAUUAAUUGAUUAUUUAAUCAAAAUCAAAAAGGAUUGUAGAAGCGAUAAAGCAUAACCAAUUUUACAUUUAAAAAAUAUUUCGUUAUUAAUAUCGUUAUUGGUUCUUAUCUAUACAGAUAAUAAUGGUAAAAGAAAGUCGAAAUUUUUAAUGCAUUAAAAUGAAAUCCGACUGUACUGCCAUGAAUAAUGUACAUUUCUCAAGGACAAAUUUCAUUGAUUGGUGGGGCUUGAGUCGCAACUCUGACGACUUCGCUGAUAGACUUUGUUUAACAAUAUUUACUUUAUUUUGGCUUGUCUGUUGCAUAAAUAUUUUUCUACAUAAAUAGCUAUAUGUAACUGAAAAAUAGUAACUCCGCUCUAACUUUAUAGUUUCUCCUUUCUCCUCCAUCAAUAUCUUAAAUUUUUAAUAUUUAUUUAAAUUUAUAUACAUAAAAAAAACUUUUAUGACAUAUUCGUAGAACUUAUACCUUUCUACAAAUUUAUUUAAUGGUAAAGUUGUAUGUUAUAUGUUAUAUGUUAUAUGUAUAAUUUUACAAAAUUUCUAUUUCCUUCAUCUGAAUGAACAUAGUCUUUCAGCGGGAAGUCUGUCUUGAGUCAUAAUAUUGCAAAAGGCAGAGGUGGUAUAGAGUUAUUAAGAAGGAUUUAUUUUAUUUAUAAAACAAACAGAAUGUUGGGAUAAAUCGUGCAUAAAUAUACAGAAAUAUACAGAAAUAAUAGAAAUAAUUAUGAUAGAAAAACGAAUAAUACAAUGUUAAUUUGAUAGGUAAUAUAUAAAUGAAUAUAUUUUGUAAAUAACUUCUUGUAAAGAUGAAAGCACUCUCAUUGUACAUAUAGAAACUGUUUAAAUUUUUAUUAAAUUAGUGAUAAUUAAAGUUGUGCAACAUUGUCAUACUAUUAAUUAUUUUUUGUGAUUGUGCACUGAGAAUACUAGGAGCACUUUUGGCAUCACUUAAAAAAUAUAAAAAUGUGUACACAUAAAACAUAUAUAUAAUAUAUGAUGUACAUGAACUACUGUAUAUGAACAAUUGUUUUUGUGAACAGAUAAUCUAGUUUUAUAUUGUAUAAAUGUAAAUUAUAUAGUUGAGAGUUGGAAUUUCUAAAUGAGCCUGUGAUAGCCAUCAUAGCAUUUUUUAUAUUAAAAAUUUGCAUUUAAAAUGUCACAGUAAUGUAUAUUCGUUUGUUCCGUAACUCUACGUACGUUCCAUUACUUAUAAAGAAAUGAAGAAAAUAUUAUAUUAUGAUUACUUUAACAUUUCCAUUAUAUAUGAUACUUUUAAAAUAUGAUACUGAUAUAAUUGUAUUCUUUCAUAAAUGAAUAAAUCCUGAGUUUGAGUUAAAAUUAUUCAAGGAUUUUAAAGGAUUUUAUUCAAGGAUUUUAUUUUUCCCUAACAAAAUUUCUUUCUCUCUCUCUUUCUCUGUUAUUUUUAAGUUUUAUGAAGAAUCGUAAAUAAAAUAUUUUCUUCAUAUUCUUUAUUACAGCUUUGAUGGCUAUCAGGUAAUAUAUAUUUAAAAAACUAUUUCUGUCAUAUGAAUGUUGAGUACUGAAUUUAAUAAUAUUUUAAAUAGGAAAAAUUUUAACAAAUUUACCUUCAUUGACUGAAAUUACACUACUGUGGAUAAUGAUUAUGUUAAAAUUUCUUCUAUUUUUAAUAUUAAGAUAAAUUAUUUAGUUAGAAUAUUGCUUGUUUCACAAGAUUUAUUUCGACAGAUCUUGGAUCAUAUAUUGUAAAUAGUAGCAUGCUUAUUUUACAUGGUGGGAAUUUAUGCUGUAUAUAAAACAUAUAAAGAAAUGAACCUUCAAAUGCGUUUAAUUUGAUUCAGCCCUACAUUAUAAUGGAAUCACACACAAUGUAAAGUGUAGUAAUUUAAUCGUACAAUUUAAGAACAAACAAGAAAAAAAUAAAUUGUAAUUUCGAUGUAAAAUAUUCUCUUUAAAAUUAGAUAAAUAAGUUAGGAAUUAUUAUGUUACAAUUUUAUCAUUGAAUAUUACAUUUAUAUGAUUGUAUAGAUUACAAAGAAAGUAAGCUUUGCGUGUAAAUAUAAAUAUUUUAAAAAUAAGUAAAUCUUUCGCAUGUUUACAUAAUUAAGGAGCUUCUAAAGAUUGUCUGCCAUAUAAUUACAUAUAUAGUAUGUAUGUAUUAUAAUACAAAUAAUACUGAUACACCAAAGAUCAUAAGUUGAUUGUAAUAUGUAACAAUUGUUGAUAUUCAACACACUUAAAAGAUGGUGUAUUUGUAACGCUCAAUAAAUAAUUGGUGUUUAUAGUGUGCUUCAUAAACACGUAUAAUGUACCAUCAUUUUCAUGCAGACUAUAAUAAUUAUACCAAUUAAAAUGUUCACUUUUGUGUGCUCAUUUGUAUGUAUGUAUAACGAAUGCAUUACAAGCUCCUUAAUUUUGUUUGCAAUGCCACGAAUAUUCUAUCAUGUAUAUGAAUAUGCGUUUUAAAAUCACCAGCUCGAAUAUGAAACUUGAUGACUUUAAAACCUGCUGUAUGCAAAACAUUUGUAUUUUUAGUAUUUGUUUAAUUGAUAUAAAUAGCAGUAAAAGUAAAUGAUUGAUAAUAAUUCAACUGGAUACAUAAAUAUAUAAAUAUAAAUAUAU